Rhagoletis pomonella (apple maggot) is the source of this 1354-nucleotide messenger RNA. RefSeq names its product post-GPI attachment to proteins factor 3 (gene PGAP3). The record is from RefSeq and is a predicted model, not a curated record. Gene Ontology annotation, cellular component: endoplasmic reticulum membrane. The transcript is spliced from 7 exons. Gene Ontology annotation, molecular function: hydrolase activity, acting on ester bonds. NCBI's taxonomy places the organism in Eukaryota, Metazoa, Arthropoda, Insecta, Diptera, Tephritidae. Gene Ontology annotation, biological process: GPI anchor biosynthetic process. The coding region runs from base 178 to 1176 and encodes 332 amino acids.
UUUUACUGGAUAGUACGUACGCGAACAGGGCUACUGCUUUUUAUCCUCACUCAUUCCCAACCAGCACGAAAAUCGAUAAGGUACAAAGGUUUGGGAAAAGAGUGGAAUAAUGCUUAAAACCGUACCACUUUGUUGUACCGCUUAGUUUUUUGGAAAAUAGUUAAAAUAAUUAUUAUCAUGUCUAGUUCAGUGUUACCUUAUAUAUAUUUUUUAGUACUUGCGUUCUUUGUAUUAGGUUGCCACGGCUCUAUUGGAGAUCGUACACAAUUCUUUCACAAUUGUAGACAAAACUGUGAACGGCAAAAUUGUAGUGCAGAUGGCGUAGAGAUUCAGGAGCAGGCCGUUAAAUAUUAUCAACAGUCGAUAUUCGACAAAGCGUUUGCUUGGAACUGUGCGGAUGAAUGCCAAUAUGGUUGUAUGUGGCGCACAGUGGAUGCGUUUGCAGAACGCGGUUGGGACGUACCACAGUUUUAUGGAAAGUGGCCAUUCCUCCGUUUUCUUGGUACUCAAGAACCAGCCUCGGUGUUGUUUUCUAUUUGUAAUUUGGUUGUUCACAUUCGCAUGCUACGACGCUUUCGUACUGAGGUGCGUCCGGAUAGUCCAUGCUAUAAGUUGUGGCAUAUUUUCUCAUUUGUAUGUAUUAAUGGUUGGAUAUGGUCGACAGUUUUUCACACAAGAGAUUUUCCUGUGACAGAGUUAAUGGAUUACGCUUUCGCUUACAGUGUUGUACUCGUGUCACUUUAUUGUAUGGUUAUGCGGAUGAUAUACCGGCAGUCGCUCAUAUUACGAGGCUUAAUUUCAUUGAUAUUUCUCUCGUUCUUUGUAAAUUACUUUGCGUACCUGAGCUUAGGCAAAUUUAGUUACUCUUUAAAUAUGACGACAAAUAUUGUUACUGGUAUAAUCUCCGCACUGGGAUGGUUUGUUUGGUGUUAUUUGGAACGACAUCGGCGUGCAUAUUACCGUAAAAUUAUCCGCUUCUAUAUUUUAUUCGGCAUGUCUAUGAGUUUAGAGCUAUUGGACUUUCCACCAAUUUUGUGGCUUAUAGACGCACACGCCUUAUGGCAUUUGGCUACAGUUCCUGUCAUCUCGCUGUUUUAUGAUUUUAUAAUUGACGACUGCCGCUCACUUUGGAAGGAACAGCAGUUUGAAAGUGGAAAGCUUGGCAAGCACAUCUAAUGAGUUCAUACAUAGGCUAAUUCUUCCUAAACUAUUUUGUGAUUAUGAGAUGUUGUUUUGUAACAAGAGGUGUUUUAGUAAAAUUUUAUUUUGCCAACUUAAGAAACAAAGAUUUACUACAGAUAUCAUGUAUCAAAAUUUUAAUAUUAUGUAUAAUAUACUACACUUUCUACAUUUG